Messenger RNA from Gaeumannomyces tritici R3-111a-1, 1662 nucleotides. RefSeq lists its product as hypothetical. Gene Ontology annotation, molecular function: ATP binding; ATP-dependent protein folding chaperone. The transcript has 5 exons. The record is from RefSeq and is a predicted model, not a curated record. Bases 1 to 1662 code for a protein of 553 amino acids. Lineage: Eukaryota; Fungi; Ascomycota; Sordariomycetes; Magnaporthales; Magnaporthaceae.
AUGUUUGCCGAGAAGAACGUCGCCUUCAUCUCAGAGUGGCCAGGAACAAGGGCUGAGAUGGCCAAGACUCCAUCCCAGAUCUUCUACGAUGGCGACAAGGUGCUUUGGGGGUCGGAGAUUCCCGCUGAUGCGGAUUCGCUCCAGUGGUUCAAACUCCUGCUGCUCAAGAAGGAAGACAUGAGCGCCGAGCUCUUUUCGUCCGAGUACCUGACCCGCGGUCGAGAGUUCCUGAGCAAAACCGGCAAGUCAGCGGUUGAUGUCAUAGCCGACUAUCUACGGUUGCUCUGGAACCAUGCCAUCAAGACCAUCACCAUUGAACUCGGUCCGCUUAUCCUCAAGACUAAGGUCUUUAGGGCUGUCAUUACCGUGCCCGCCAUCUGGAAGGGCUAUGCUAGGCAGGCCAUGUCCGAAGCCGCUCAAAAGGCUGGCAUCUUGGACGCACGACUGGCGGGCAAGACUACACUGACAUUUACGUCGGAGCCUGAGGCUGCUGCGCUGGCCACGCUGACAGAGCCGAAGUACGAGCCUAAAGUUGGCGACACCUACAUCGUCAUGGACGCAGGCGGCGGGACAGCCGACACGAUAAGUUACAAGAUCGUGGGAGUGAACCCAAUUGCUAUGGCUGAAGCUGUCGAGGGACAAGGUGAUCUCUGCGGUGGCUUCCUCAUCGACAAGGCCAUCGAGGACAUGUGCCGGGACGCGAUUGGCAACCAAUGGGAUGCGUCUGACAUCGCUGCACGCCAAAAGGUCUUGAAGCAAGACUGGGAACAGGGCAUCAAGACCCAGUUCGAGCUUGAAGGCGACGCGGAGUACCCUAUCUGGCUCCCUGGCGAGAUGACGACGAAAAAGCGCAAGCGCUCGAGUUGCGACCUCGCAACGCUACCACAGGUUCGGGGCCACUGCCUCUAUCUCCCACGGCACCUCAUCCAGAAGGCUUUUGCCCAUGCACUUGGGGGCAUUGACAAGCUUGUGGACCAGCAAAUCGAACAGACGCGGAGUCGGGGCUGCAAGGUAACGGCAAUUAUUCUUGUCGGUGGCUUGGGUAGUAGCCGGUACAUUCAGCAGCAGCUCGAGGAUGCACAUUGCGAAUCUGGAAUCCUCGUGCUCAAGUCAACUGGAAUGAGACCCCGGACUGCCAUCUGUCGUGGCGCAGUGCUCAAAAGCUUUCGCAGCUGUGUCACCUCGACUAUUGCUCGAGCCAGCCUCGGCGUCGAUUCGCUUGAUACAUUCAUCAAGGGAAAGCAUUUGGUGGAAGACAAGUACUGGUGCGAAAAGGAGCUCGAGCACAAAGCUAACAACCAGAUGAAAUGGUUUCUCAAGAGAGGAGAUGACGUUUCACAGAAACGCCCAGUCAAGCGCAGCUUCUACACGCUGUACACCAAGAGCGAGUUCAGCGGCACCUACGCUGUCGAAAUUCUCGCCAGCGAAGAGCCCAAGCCUCCCAGUCGCAAGACCGCAGAUGUGAAGACGAUGUGCACUAUCAAGUGCACACUCGAUGUGGACUUCCAUGACCUGGAUACAGAGACUAACUCCCAGGGCGAGAUAUUUGGGGUGCUUAAGACCGAGAUUGCGAUGGUUCCCGUCGGCGCUUCCAUGGAGUUCACCGUAUCUGUCAACGGCAGAGUUCAGGGCGAAGCUGGUGUGGCCGUCAACUUCCAGUAG